This is a messenger RNA of Harpia harpyja (harpy eagle), 3624 nucleotides long. RefSeq names its product DNA cross-link repair 1C (gene DCLRE1C). Gene Ontology annotation, biological process: double-strand break repair via nonhomologous end joining; interstrand cross-link repair; protection from non-homologous end joining at telomere. NCBI's taxonomy places the organism in Eukaryota, Metazoa, Chordata, Aves, Accipitriformes, Accipitridae. The transcript has 14 exons. The record is from RefSeq and is a predicted model, not a curated record. Gene Ontology annotation, molecular function: 5'-3' DNA exonuclease activity; damaged DNA binding. The coding region runs from base 31 to 2181 and encodes 716 amino acids.
CGUGGCGGAAGCGGCUCGCCGUUCGCCGCCAUGAGCCGGUUCGGGGGUCGCGUGCGCGAGUACCCCGCCGUGUCCAUCGACCGCUUCGACCGCGACAACCUGCGCGCGCGCGCCUACUUCCUCUCGCACUGCCACAAGGAUCACAUGAAGGGGCUGCGGGCGCCCGCCCUGAAGAGGAGGCUGGAGGGCAGCUUGAAAGUUAAAUUAUACUGCUCACCAGUAACUAAGGAAUUGCUGUUGACUAGCUGGAAAUACAAGUUUUGGGAGAAUCACAUUGUUGCAUUGGAAGUUGAAACCCCAACUCAGAUUUCUUUAGUAGAUGAAACAUCUGGUGAGAAGGAAGAUAUAGAAGUGACACUUCUACCAGCUGGUCACUGUCCAGGAUCGGUCAUGUUUUUGUUUGAAGGUGAAAAUGGCACUGUGCUGUAUACAGGGGAUUUCAGGCUUGCAAAAGGAGAAGCAGCCAGAAUGGAGCUUUUGCAUUCAGGGACCAGAGUAAAAGACAUCCAGAGUGUGUAUUUGGACACUACUUUCUGUGAUCCCAAAUUUUAUCACAUACCAAGCCGGGAGGAAUGUUUAAAUGGGAUCUUAGAGUUAGUGCGAAGCUGGACUUCACUGACUCGCUAUCAUGUUGUGUGGCUGAACUGUAAAGCUGCUUACGGAUAUGAAUAUUUAUUCAUAAACCUCAGUGAGGAACUUGGAAUCAAGGUGCAUGUGAACAAACUUGAUAUGUUCAGAAACAUGCCAGAAAUCCUCUACCAUGUUACUACAGAUCGACACACUCAGAUUCAUGCCUGUCGACAUCCUCGGGAUGAUGACUACUUUCGAGGGAACAGACUGCCCUGUGGGAUGACUUGCCAAAAUGGAACUCCCUUGCACAUAAUCAGCAUCAAACCCUCCACUAUGUGGUUUGGAGAAAGGAUCAAGAAAACCAAUGUAAUAGUGAGGACUGGGGAGAGUACAUACAGAGCUUGUUUCUCUUUCCACUCUUCAUACAGUGAGAUUAAGGAUUUCCUGAGCUAUAUCCGUCCUGUGAAUGUGUAUCCCAAUGUACUGCCAGUGGGUGGGGGAGAAGACAAAGUUAUGGAAAUAUUAAAGCCAUUAUGCAGGUCAUACAGGAGAAACAUGGAACCCAGGUACAAGCCCUUAGGAACACUGAAGAGAGUCCACAAGAAAGACUUAUCUGAUACAGAUGAAGAUGAUCUCUUUGAUUCAGAAUUAGCCUCCGCAAGGCCUAAGAUUUCAAAACAGCAGAGAGAAGAGAGCAGGCCCUCCAGCACAGGACAAUCUGAAAAUGCUGAAGGAAACAUUAACGAGAGCACAGAAAGUUACAAAGUGACCACAACUUACACCUCCCUCCAAGGAGACUUUAUGGACUGUGAGGAAUCAAAUGAUGAUGAUGAUGACAAUGAUGAUGACGAUGAAGAAUCUGAAAAAAAUACAGUUCAGGUUCUUUCCUGUGAGCCAGAUGCCACUUCUACAUCAAAUUUCAAUGGAGUAACUAGUGACCAACAGGAGCCUAAUGCCAAUGGUCCUCGCUGGGAUGCAUUUUUUAAGUGUAACAAACUAGAAGAAAGUUCUGAAAAUGAGGACAACUUCCCAUCUUCAGCAGACGCUGGUGGGUCCCAGUCACUCUUCAGUGAUUCAGAUGGAGUAAGUGACUCAACACACAUCUCCUCCCAAAAUUCUUCUCAGUCAACACACAUAUCAGAGCAGGGGAGCCAGGGCUGGGAUAGCCAAAUGGACACAGUACUCAUUACCUCGCAAGAGAGAAAUGCCUUGGACUUUAGCUGCCUCAGCAAAGCUGGGAGCAGAACAGUUGUUUCUGUAUUGCAGGAGACUGCCAAAGACAGUCAGCCUGACAACAGUAGGCAGAAGCCACUGGGUCAAAAUAGAUCUUGUGCCUACAAUGUUGCCGGUGACUUGCAAAGCAAAGACUGUGAGAAAGAUGCAGAACCUGGCACUGCUUACGUUCAAGAUGUGCUGGUGGAAAGAAGUGACAACUCCAGGACUCCUGAUCUAGAACUGAGGAGGGACUCCCAGAGCUCCUCUGACUUCGAAAUUCCCUUGACUCCUGAUGCUGAAGCGCCUCAGCCAGAUAAACUACACUGUUUAUAUAAGAAGCUAGCAGCAGGUGAAAACAUACUCGGUGAGAAAAAAGUCUCCCGAAGACAGGUAUAACUGAUUGCAUCACAGUAACAAAUGCUGGAAUUUGUUUAUUAAACACCAAAUUAUUUUUCUCUUUAGUGUUGAUUACUAUCUGCAGCUAUGCUUACAAUUCAUGCAGUUUUUUCAGAAAUAUCUUACUGUCAGAACUAGGAAUUUGCAGCCUAUGUAACUUUAUUGUUCCUUCCAUGCAAUACUGAAAAGGAAGUAUUCCUUGGAGGGACCGUAAAAGCCUUCUACCUCCUGAGGUUCAGUUCUCUAGGACUGUAAAUAGACAAAAAAUGGACCAGACAAAACAAAGAGUAGAACACUAAAUGAAAUUUAGUGUUUAUCAUGAGCUCUAAGAGUUUGCCUUUGAUACAUAUGUGAUCUCAGGUUUUAAUAAAACACCACAUUUUUAACUGUGGGGAGGAACAUUACAUCUUUCAGGAAUGACCAUGCAAACAAUGCAAUAGUUGCACUUUGACUUUAAUCCUGAGUUUUCACUGCAGUUAUUUUUAAAAACAACUGCAGAACUGAUUAGACAAUUACUGGGAAGUUUUAUUUUUUAAAAAUCAAAUUGUUCUUUUCAAGCAGCCUCUCUUUACACUGAGAAGUAUUGUCAUCAGAUUUUAACUAACUCCUGAAUAAGGUACUACACACCAUUGUCUAUGUUUUAAAUCUAACUCAUUACAAACAACUUGUCAUCAGGUCCUCCGUGUUUUGCUUUGUUCUGAAUUGUUUCUCAGAACAACUUAAAAAUAAAAUCCUGUGGCACAUAGUUCCAAAGCCACCAGCAGUAGGCCUGCUCUGGAGGGUAACUCACAGCAACAGAAGCUAACCUGUUAUCCUGGGUUGGCUGUUCUGUUACUCAAGGCUCUUACGUUACCAAAUUUUACUUCCUCUGCAGCAUUCUGCUGACUUUGCUGAAUUCAGACAUGUUUAGAUUUCUUUUUUAAAUCAGGACAAUAGAUUCUCCAUGCAUAGGUGCCAUCAUAACUAACUCUUUGCCAAAAUUCUUAAGCUUCUAAAAUGGAAAUACACUUCAGGUUUUUGUUAAACCCUAGCACCUACAAAAAUGCCUAAACAGCAGAAGUCAUCUAAAAAUCCAUGAGGUUUCCCAUCCAUGUGGUCUUAAGUCCCAAAGAAUUAAACAGACUUUUAGUAUGACAGCUCUCCCCUCUCAAGUAUGUCUUCAGUCUUUCUGCCACCUUUAGCAAUAUGCGAGUGGUUUGCCAGCAUUCUGCUGUUGGGAACAGGGGUGGAGGGGGGAAGAAGAAAAAUUGCUAUCAUCUAUGUAUGGUUUUAAGGAUAGUCAAGUCCAUGUAUUUCUCUACUGGCAGCUUGCCCACUACGUUCCUGGGAUUUGUUAAUGUAAUUUCUAAAUGUGGUCUAUCAACUUUUUUUUUUUUUUGCAAGCCUGAGUGAGAGAAACUGCUGUUGUAACUGCCUCUGUAAUUAAAGUCAAACAGAGCAGAA